AGUCCAACCAUGUACUCAUUCAAGAACUUAAUAAUACAGACAGUCCUUGUCCAGAUGGUGGUAGUCAUCCAGGCUGGAGUCUAUAGCACAGAUGACCAAUGGGUUUUUGUGGACAGAACUAAGGACCUGCCGGAGGAAGCUGUUUUGGGUGGCUACGAUCCAGAGGGCUACUACAACUACGUGGGUCGUGUGUCGUACGUCAGUAACGUUCUGCCCGCUCGAGUGGUUCCGGAAUUGGGACGGGCAACCUCCAACACGGACACGUUGAACUUCGUAACUAUUACCUACGAGGUCCUGGUGUCUAAUGCCACAGUAAGCUACGAGUGGAUCCGCAGUUUCGAUGGUUUCCGGGAGAAGAAUGCUGUAUCUGUAGGAACUAAUUCCGCCAACGAUCGCGUCUUCAUCUGUCGCAUCCGUAGCGAUAAUGCGCUCUUCAUUGGAACCUUGUACCCUCCGAAGCGAAAGUGCGUUGUCAAAUAUGAAAACAUCCCACUUCGUGAGUUCGACAAGUAUGAGAUCCUGGUCAGAAAGCGCAAAGUAGCUCUGAUUGUGCCAUAUGUUUUGUAGAUUGGUACAUAGUAAACUGAAUGUUAGCAAAUAAAAUACAUGCUUAUUG
This is a messenger RNA of Drosophila suzukii, 616 nucleotides long. RefSeq lists its product as uncharacterized. Lineage: Eukaryota; Metazoa; Arthropoda; Insecta; Diptera; Drosophilidae. The record is from RefSeq and is a predicted model, not a curated record.